This is a messenger RNA of Oryza brachyantha (malo sina), 2251 nucleotides long. Its product is annotated as SUN domain-containing protein 4. Gene Ontology annotation, biological process: protein folding in endoplasmic reticulum. Bases 327 to 2156 code for a protein of 609 amino acids. Gene Ontology annotation, cellular component: membrane; cytoplasm. NCBI's taxonomy places the organism in Eukaryota, Viridiplantae, Streptophyta, Magnoliopsida, Poales, Poaceae. The record is from RefSeq and is a predicted model, not a curated record. The transcript is spliced from 4 exons.
AGAAGAUCAAGCGAUACAAAAGCCAUCAACGCCUUCCUCCUCCUCCCCUUCUUCUCCGAUGGAGCCUCCUCCUCGGCCGCUUCAAAACCCCUCGCCCAUCAUCAUCCACCGCCACGCGGCCCCAUCGCAGUCCUCCCUUUCCUCGACGCGGCAUCGGACGCCGCGGCUCUGAGGUGGCUCUUCUCCCUCUGACGGUCUGACCCUCUCCCUCUCCCCCUCCCCGCGGCCAGCUGCGAUUCGUUCCGUGCCGUGCCGUAGGCGGGAGGCGGGGGGAAGUCUUGGUGGCGCGGGGGUGCCUGUUCUGGCGCAGAUGUGAAGGCGGUGGAAUGCAGAGGUCGAGGAGAGCGCUUCUGAAGAGGAAGGCGGCGGCGGCGGCGGCGCAGGAGCAGGGCGCGGGCGUGGCUUCCACGGCCGCCGGGAGGAGGAGGCGGCUCUUCUCCGUCUCGCUCGUCGUCGCCUGCUGGGUCGUCCUGCUCCUGCUCAACCCCCUCGUCGGCCACGGGGACGGUCAACGAGAUGGAGGAAGCUCUACUCUCUCUGCUGAGACUACCUUGAGCGAAGGCUCUGUUAGUUCAGAUAUACAGCGGGAGGAUGAGGAAAACCAUGUAUUGUUAGGUGAUAGCUGUGGUAAACUUGAUGAAAAUCAUGUGCUUUCAGAAGAGACGCUGCUGCAGGAAGAUCAACUGUGCUCCGGUGAUGAUGCACAGAGUGACGACAUGGAUGCUCUGACCAAGGAUAUUCACCUUGAUCAGGGUGAGAGUCUUCCUCGCGCAGAGGAUGAUGCUGUAGUUCAUCCAGGGGCCGAGGUGGAGGGUGAAGAUGCUCCAAAACCUGCAAGAUUAUCACGAGUUGUACCUCCUGGUCUUGAUGAAUUCAAGACUCGAGCAAUUGCGGAAAGAGGAAAGGGUGUCUCUAGUGGUCAAACUGGAAAUGUGAUCCACAGAAGGGAGCCUAAUGGGAAGCUGUACAAUUACGCCUCAGCAGCUAAAGGGGCUAAGAUUCUGGAAUUCAACAAGGAGGCCAAGGGUGCUUCCAACAUCCUAGAUAAGGAUAAAGACAAGUACCUCCGCAAUCCUUGCUCGGCAGAGGGGAAGUUUGUCAUUAUAGAGCUCUCUGAAGAAACCUUGGUAGAUACAAUCGCAAUUGCAAAUUUUGAGCACUACUCUUCUAAUUUAAAAGAAUUUGAAAUGCUGAGCAGUCUGAAUUACCCCACAGAUAACUGGGAAACACUUGGGAAAUUCACUGUUGCAAAUGCCAAAGUUGCUCAGAAUUUCACUUUUCCCGAGCCGAAGUGGGCUAGAUAUUUGAAACUCAACUUGCUUAGCCAUUAUGGUUCUGAGUUCUACUGCACACUCAGUAUGCUUGAAGUGUACGGAAUGGAUGCGGUGGAAAAGAUGCUCGAGAACUUGAUUCCAGUUGAGAAUAAAAAGCUGGAACCUGAUGACAAAAUGAAGGAACCAGUUGAUCAGCAAACACCAUUUAAGGAGCCCACCGAGGGAAAAGAAUCCUCACAUGAACCCCUUGAUGAAGAUGAAUUUGAACUAGAAGAAGAUAAAAUAAAUGGUGAUUCAUCAAGGAAUGGCGUUCAUGAUCAAAUUUCGGAGACACGAACACUUCAGGCUGGCAGGGUUCCUGGAGAUACGGUUCUUAAGGUGCUAAUGCAGAAGGUGCAAUCUCUUGAUGUGAGCUUUUCUGUCUUGGAACGGUAUCUCGAAGAGCUGAAUAGCAGAUAUGGGCAAAUUUUUAAGGACUUUGAUGCUGAUAUUGAUACGAAAGAUGCACUCCUGGAGAAAAUGAAACUGGAGCUGAAGACUCUUGAGAGUAGCAAAGAUGAUAUUGCAAAAGAAAUUGAAGGGAUUCUUUCAUGGAAACUACUUGCUUCCUCACAGUUGAACCAGCUACUCCUGGAUAAUGUCAUAAUCAGAUCAGAACUUGAAAGAUUUCGGGAGAAGCAGGCAGACUUGGAGAAUAGAAGCUUUGCUGUAAUAUUCCUGAGUUUUGUUUUUGGAUGUUUAGCAAUUGCUAAACUGUCUAUAGGGAUGAUAUUUAAUAUUUGUAGAUUAUAUGAUUUUGAAAAGUUCGAUAGGGUAAAAUCUGGAUGGCUUGUGUUGCUGCUCAGCAGUUGCAUUAUAGCCUCCAUUUUGGUAAUACAGUGAUGUAUCUAUCAACUCCAUAUAAUUGCGGCUGCUCUUUGUAAUUGCAUGAGGUAUCUAAUUCAAAAUCUAUUACACUGCAUCUUUUAGAUCUUACA